AUGCCAAACUUUGAAAUGGAAGAUUACACUGUGGUAUGGAUCGCGCCAUUGGCCCUAGAAGCAGCGGCUGCUUUACAGCUGCUAGAUGAGCAUCACGGGGCACCAGCCCGCAAAAGUGGCCAAACAUUAGUGUAUCACCUCGGCUGUAUGGGAGAUAACAACGUUGCUGUUGCCUGUUUUCCGGCCGGCGAGAGCGGAAUCGGAGUAGCGGGAACCAUUGCUGCUGGAAUGAGACGCGAUUUUCCCAACCUGGAGGUCGGUUUACUAGUUGAUAUUGGCGCCGGUAUUCCAUCGUUUGAGAAUGAUAUUCAUCUGGGAGAUGUCGCUGUCGCUGUUCCUGAUGAGGAUAAUCCAGGGGUGAUUGGAUAUGACUUAGUCAAGAUUGAGCCUGAGGAAAUACGCCUGAAACAGUGGCAGAAUGCAAGUCACCCUAUGCUGCGAUCUGCGAUAUCGACCCUAAAUGCAGGCUUGAUAGCCUCUGAAGGAACAAAGUUCACGCGCCUUUCAACACCCUCACAACCAUCUACUUGCUCUGAGCACAUCCGACAGCCCCGGCAAUUUCCUAUCGUGCAUCAUGGCACUAUUCUCUCUGGAAAUAAAGUCAUUAAAUCGGCACGGUAUCGUGAGGAACUGAGACUGAGAUAUAAAGCUAUUGCUAUUGAGAUGGAGGCAGCGGGUAUAAUACCCUACCAGUGGCUGUGA
Molecule: messenger RNA, 702 nt
Organism: Penicillium cataractarum
Lineage: Eukaryota; Fungi; Ascomycota; Eurotiomycetes; Eurotiales; Aspergillaceae
Exons: 1
Coding region: 1-702 (233 amino acids)
Biological process (GO): nucleoside metabolic process
Molecular function (GO): catalytic activity
Source: RefSeq, a predicted model, not a curated record